AUGGUGACAUGUAAGUACAAUAAUUUACAUUGGUUUUUAUUUUAUUUCAUAAUAGAUGUUAUAUAUUUUUAAUAAAUUUUAGGUAAUCUGGAUACUAAAGAACUAACUAAUAUUCAAUCAAAACCAAUUAAAAAUCUGUUACUUACCAAAACUGGUGAUGAGAAAAGUAAUUUAAUAAUAAUCAAAAAUUUAAAUGUUGAUUAUGUUAAAAAUUUACUAUCAAUUGUUACAUGUUAAUUUUAGACAACAGCUCAUCAUCAAAAUCACGUAAUAAUGUUAGGGAAGCAGAUUUAGGCAGAUUAAUAGAACUUGUGGAACUUAGGAAGUCUCUGUGAAACCACCACUUGGCCUUAAAAAAUAGGCUUCCAAAAAUAAAAACCAUAUUAUGGAAUGAGGUAUAUGUUGAGUUCCAAAGUAUUUUUAUGCAUUUCCCAUUAUUUAAUUAUAUAUUAGUAAGAUUUAAUUACACAUAUGGUAGUAAUAAUAAAAUACUAUUAUUUAUAUUUCUUUUAGGUGUAUAUAUCUUGGAUGAAUUAAAUAAAUCAUGGCAAUACCUAAAACAAAGAUUUACAGGGGAAAGACAUUUGAAACCUUCUGGAUCACAAGGGACCAAGAAACAAUGGACCCAUUUGAAAUCAUUGGCAUUUUUAAAUAAUGUUUAUGAACACACCAAAAAGUAAUUUUUUCUCUUUAUUCAAACAAUAAGUUGACUAGUUUACUUUUAUUAUUAUUACAUUUUAUAUUGACACAUUAUUUUCUAUUUUAUUUUUAAUUAAUAAUUUGUUCCACUUAUUAGUACUACAUGCAACAUGUCAACUGAAAAUGAUAUUGGCUCUCCUACAGCUCAAGAAAAAAGAUCACCAGAUUAUAACCAAGUACAUCUUAAACGAAAUAGAAGUUAGUUUUAAGCUAAUAGAAAAUAAAUUUAAUAAACAAAUAUAUAAGUGGAAAAUAUAGGCAUAGUUAUUGAAUAAAAUUUAUAAUAUGAAAAUGUGUGAAACCCACUUAAAAUCAAUGUUAUUUUAAAAAUAAAUAUUCUAAUUUAUUAUUAUUACUAAAUUAACUGCACUAACUUAUGUUUUUAUUUUGUAUGAUAAUUAUUUAUUUUAGCUAAUAAUGAUGUUGGAGAACUGAUACAAAUUCUAAAAAAACUGCUCCUGUUCAUCCACCUAUGCAACCCAUUGAAAUGCUAG
Molecule: messenger RNA, 1193 nt
Organism: Cinara cedri
Lineage: Eukaryota; Metazoa; Arthropoda; Insecta; Hemiptera; Aphididae
Source: the annotation of a GenBank genome assembly